Molecule: messenger RNA, 10772 nt
Organism: Dreissena polymorpha
Lineage: Eukaryota; Metazoa; Mollusca; Bivalvia; Myida; Dreissenidae
Exons: 4
Coding region: 1-1389 (462 amino acids)
Source: RefSeq, a predicted model, not a curated record
AUGCUACAGAGAGAAAACAACCUGCCUUCUCCUUGUCGGUCUAAUCCUACUGUGUUGCUUGUGUUGUUGUGGUUGCUGUGCCUGCUGUUGGAGAGGACGUACCGCGCGGUGUUGCUUGUGCUGUUGUGGUUGCUGUGCCUGCUGUUGGAGAGGACGUACCGCGCGGUGUUGCUUGUGCUGUUUGUCGUUGCUGUGCCUGCUGUUGGAGAGGACGUACCGCGCGGUGUUGCUUGUGCUGUUGUGGUUGCUGUGCCUGCUGUUGGAGAGGACGUACCGCGCGGUGUUGCUUGUGCUGUUGUGGUUGCUGUGCCUGCUGUUGGAGAGGACGUACCGCGCGGUGUUGCUUGUGCUGUUGUGGUUGCUGUGCCUGCUGUUGGAGAGGACGUGCCGCGCGGUGUUGCUUGUGCUGUUGUCGUUGCUGUGCCUGCUGUUGGAGAGGACGUGCCGCGCGGUGUUGCUUGUGCUGUUGUGGUUGCUGUGCCUGCUGUUGGAGAGGACGUGCCGCGCGGUGUUGCUUGUGCUGUUGUGGUUGCUGUGCCUGCUGUUGGAGAGGACGUGCCGCGCGGUGUUGCUUGUGCUGUUGUGGUUGCUGUGCCUGCUGUUGGAGAGGACGUGCCGCGCGGUGUUGCUUGUGCUGUUGUGGUUGCUGUGCCUGCUGUUGGAGAGGACGUGCCGCGCGGUGUUGCUUGUGCUGUUGUGGUUGCUGUGCCUGCUGUUGGAGAGGACGUACCGCGCGGUGUUGCUUGUGCUGUUGUGGUUGCUGUGCCUGCUGUUGGAGAGGACGUACCGCGCGGUGUUGCUUGUGCUGUUGUGGUUGCUGUGCCUGCUGUUGGAGAGGACGUGCCGCGCGGUGUUGCUUGUGCUGUUGUCGUUGCUGUGCCUGCUGUUGGAGUGGACGUGCCGCGCGGUGUUGCUUGUGCUGUUGUGGUUGCUGUGCCUGCUGUUGGAGAGGACGUGCCGCGCGGUGUUGCUUGUGCUGUUGUGGUUGCUGUGCCUGCUGUUGGAGAGGACGUGCCGCGCGGUGUUGCUUGUGCUGUUGUGGUUGCUGUGCCUGCUGUUGGAGAGGACGUGCCGCGCGGUGUUGCUUGUGCUGUUGUGGUUGCUGUGCCUGCUGUUGGAGAGGACGUGCCGCGCGGUGUUGCUUGUGCUGUUGUGGUUGCUGUGCCUGCUGUUGGAGAGGACGUGCCGCGCGGUGUUGCUUGUGCUGUUGUGGUUGCUGUGCCUGCUGUUGGAGAGGACGUACCGCGCGGUGUUGCUUGUGCUGUUGUGGUUGCUGUGCCUGCUGUUGGAGAGGGACGUGCCGCGCGGUGUUGCUGGUGCUGUUGUGGUUGCUGUGCCUGCUGUUGGAGAGGACGUACCGCGCAAUACAACCAGUAUACAGCCAUAUAACCAGUUAUCCGGAUGAUGCCUGGGGAGCGACUUCUCUGCAGUGCGAACACACAACCUGUUUCUGGCACAAUACUACUUUUAACCCAAAUUUUGUCUAGCAUUGAAAAAAAAGAGAAAUAAAUAAGUAACAUAUAAUAAAAGUAAUCUUUGGUGAACGCCUUAUAUGGGUAGUUGUGUAAACAUAAUGAUUUUUUUAUAUCCUUUGAACAUAUUGGACAUAUACAAGUACUCUAUUGUGUAUUGUUUUGAUAAACUGCUUUUUCAUAGUUGUACUUUUGAAAUAUAAAACUAAUAUCACCCAAAAAAAUUAUUCUUGCUCUGGAAAAAGUGCCAUAAUGCAUGUGAGUAAAGUAUUGUCGCAGAUUAGUCUGUCCAGUCAGCAGGACGACAUGUGAGUAAAGUGUUGUCCCAGAUUAGUCUGUUCAGUCAGCAGGACGACAUGUGAGUAAAGUGUUGUCGCAGAUUAGUCUGUUCAGUCAGCAUGACGACAUGUGAGUAAAGUGUUGUCGCAGAUUAGUCUGUUCAGUCAACAGGACGACAUGAGAGUAAAGUGUUGUCCCAGAAUAGUCUGUUCAGUCAGCAGGACGACAUGUGAGUAAAGUGUUGUCCCAGAUAAGUCUGUUCAGUCAGCAGGACGACAUGUGAGUAAAGUGUUGUCCCAGAUUAGUCUGUUCAGUCAACAGGACGACAUGUGAGUAAAGUGUUGUCCCUGAUUAGUCUGUUCAGUCAGCAGGACGACAUGAGAGUAAAGUGUUGUCCCAUAUAAGUCUGUUCAGUCAGCAGGACGACAUGAGAGUAAAGUGUUGUCCCAUAUAAGUCUGUUCAGUCAGCAGGACGACAUGAGAGUAAAGUGUUGUCCCAGAUAAGCCUGUUCAGUCAGCAGGACGACAUGUGAGUAAAGUGUUGUCACAGAUAAGCCUGUUCAGUCAGCAGGGCGACAUGUGAUUAAAGUUUUGUUCCAGAAUAGUCUGUUCAGUCAGCAGGACGACAUGUGAGUAAAGUGUUGUCGCUGAUUAGUCUGUUCAGUCAGCAUGACGACAUGUGAGUAAAGUGUUGUCCCAGAUUAGUCUGUCCAGUUAGCAGGACGACAUGUGAGUAAAGUGUUGUCCCAUAUUAGUCUGUUCAGUCAGCAGGACGACAUGUGAGUAAAGUGUUGUCCUAGAUUAGUCUGUUUAGUCAGCAUGACGACAUGUGAGUUAAGUGUUGUCCCAGAUUAGUCUGUUCAGUCAGCAUGACGACAUGUGAGUAAAGUGUUGUCCCAAAUUAGUCUGUUUAGUCAGCAGGACGACAUGUGAGUAAAGUGUUGUCCCAGAUAAGUCUGUUCAGUCAGCAGGACGACAUGUGAGUAAAGUGUUGUCCCAGAUUAGUCUGUUCAGUCAGCAGGACGACAUGUGAGUAAAGUGUUGUCACAGAUUAGUCUGUUCAGUCAGCAGGACGACAUGUGAGUAAAGAGUUGUCCCAGAUUAGUCUGUCCAGUCAGCAGGACGACAUGUGAGUAAAGUGUUGUCCUAGAUUAGUCUGUUCAGUCAGCAGGACGACAUGUGAGUAAAGUGUUGUACCAGAUUAGUCUGUUCAGUCAGCAGGACGACAUGUGAGUAAUGUGUUGUCCCAGAUUAGUCUGUUCAGUCAGCAGGACAACAUUUGAGUAAAGUGUUGUCCCAGAUUAGUCUGUUCAGUCAGCAGGACGACAUGUGAGUAAAGUGUUGUCCCAGAUUAGUCUGUUUAGUCAGCAGGACGACAUGUGAGUAAAGUGUUGUCCCAGAUUAGUCUGUUCAGUCAUCAUGACGUCAUGUUAGUAAAGUGUUGUCCCAGAUUAGUCUGUUCAGUCAGCAGGACGACAUGUGAGUAAAGUGUUGUCCCAGAUUAGUAUGUUCAGUCAGCAGGACGACAUGUGAGUAAAGUGUUGUCCCAGAUUAGUCUGUUCAGUCAGCAUGACGACAUGUGAGUAAAGUGUUGUCCCAGAAUAGUCUGUUUAGUCAGCAGGACGACAUGUGAGACAAGUGUUGUCACAGAUUAGUCUGUUCAGUCAGCAGGACGACAUGUGAGUAAAGUGUUGUCCCAGAUUAGUCUUUUCAGUCAGCAGGACGAAAUGUGAGUAAAGUGUUGUCCUAGAUUAGUCUGUUCAGUCAGCAGGACGACAUGUGAGUAAAGUGUUGUCCUAGAUUAGUCUGUUCAGUCAGCAGGACGACAUGAGAGUAAAGUGUUGUACUAGAUUAGGCUGUUCAGUCAGCAGGACGACAUGUGAGUAAAGUGUUGUCCCAGAUUAGUCUGUCCAGUCAGCAGGACGACAUCUGAGUAAAGUGCUGUCCCAGAUUAGUCUGUUCAGUCAGCAGGACGACAUGUGAGUAAAGUGUUGUCCUAAAUUAGUCUGUUCAGUGAGCAGGACAACAUGUGAGUAAAGUGUUGGCCCAGAUUAGUCUGUCCAGUCAGCAGGACGACAUGUGAGUAAAGUGUUGUCCGAGAUUAGUCUGUUCAGUCAGCAGGACGACAUGUGAGUAAAGUGUUGUUCCAGAAUAGUCUGUUGAGUCAGCAGGACGACAUGAGAGUAAAGUGUUGUCCAAGAUUAAUCUAUCCAGUCAGCAGGACGACAUGUGAGUAAAGUGUUGUCCCAGAUUAGUCUGUUCAGUCAGCAGUACGACAUGUGAGUAAAGUGUUGUCACAGAUUAGUCUGUCCAGUCAGCGGGACGAUAUGUGAGUAAAGUGUUGUCCCAGAUUAGUCUGUUCAGUCAGCAGGACGACAUGUAAGUAAAGUGUUGUUCCAGAUUAGUCUGUUCAGUUAGCAGGACGACAUGUGAGUAAAGUGUUGUCCCAGAUUAGUCUGUUCAGUCAGCGGGACGACAUGUGAGUAAAGUGUUGUCCCAGAUUAGUCUGUCCAUUCAGCAGGACGACAUGUGAGUAAAGUGUUGUCCUAGAUUAGUCUGUUCAGUCAGCAGGACGACAUGUGAGUAAAGUGUUGUCCUAGAUUAGUCUGUUCAGUCAGCAGGACGACAUGUGAGAAAAGUGUUGUCCCAGAUAAGCCUGUUCAGUCAGCAGGACGACAUGUGAGUAAAGUGUUGUCCCAGAUUAGUCUGUCCAGUCAGCAGGACGACAUGUGAGUAAAGUGCUGUCCCAGAUUAGUCUGUUCAGUCAGCAGGACGACAUGUGAGUAAUAUGUUGUCCCAGAUUAGUCUGUUCAGUCAGAAGGACAACAUGUGAGUAAAGUGUUGUCCCAGAUUAGUCUGUCCAGUCAGAAGGACGACAUGUGAGUAAAGUGUUGUCCCAGAUUAGUCUGUUCAGUCAGCAGGACGACAUGUGAGUAAAGUGUUGUUCCAGAAUAGUCUGUUCAGUCAGCAUGACGAAGUAAGAGUAAAGUGUUGUCAAAAAUUAGUCAAUCCAGUCAGCAGGACGACAUGUGAGUAAAGUGUUGUCCCAGAUUAGUCUGUUCAGUCAGCAGUACGACAUGUGAGUAAAGUGUUGUCACAGAUUAGUCUGUCCAGUCAGCGAGACGAUAUGUGAGUAAAGUGUUGUCCCAGAUUAGUCUGUUCAGUCAGCAGGACGACAUGUGAGUAAAGUUUUGUUCCAGAAUAGUCUGUUCAGUCAGCAGGACGACAUGUGAGUAAAGUGUUGUCCCAGAUUAGACUGUCCAGUCAGCGGGACGACAUGAGAGUAAAGUGUUGUUCCAGAUUAGUCUAUCCAGUCAGCAGGACGACAUGUGAGUAACGUGUUGUCCCAGAUAAGUCUGUUCAGUCAGCAGGACGACAUGUGAGUAAAGUGUUGUCCAAGAUUAGUCUGUUCAAUCAGCAGGACGACAUGUGAGUAAAUGUUGUCCCAGAUUAGUCUGUUCAGUCAGCAGGACGACAUGUGAGUAAAGUGUUGUCCCAGAUAAGUCUGUUUAGUCAACAGGACGACAUGUGAGUAAAGUGUUGUCCCAGAUUAGUCUGUUCAGUCAGCAGGACGACAUGUGAGUAAAGUGUUGUCCCAGAUUAGUCUGUCCAGUCAGCAGGACGACAUGUGAGUAAAGUGUUGUCCUAGAUUAGUCUGUUCAGUCAGCAGGACGACAUGUGAGUAAAGUGUUGUCCCAGAUUAGUCUGUUCAGUCAGCAGGACGGCAUGUGAGUAAAGUGUUGUCCCAGAUAAGCCUGUUCAGUCAGCAGGACGACAUGUGAGUAAAGUGUUGUCCCAGAUUAGUCUGUCCAGUCAGCAGGAUGACAUGUGAGUAAAGUGCUGUCCCAGAUUAGUCUGUUCAGUCAGCAGGUGGACAUGUGAGUAAAGUGUUGUCCCAGAUUAGUCUGUUCAGUCAGCAGUACAAAAUGUGAGUAAAGUGUUGUCCCAGAUUAGUCUGUCCAGUUAGCAGGACGACAUGUGCGUAAAGUGUUGUCCCUGAUUAGUCUGUUCAGUCAGCAGGACGACAUGCGAGUAAAGUGUUGUUCCAGAAUAGUCUGUUCAGUCAGCAUGACGAAGUGAGAGUAAAGUGUUGUCCAAGAUUAGUCUAUCCAGUCAGCAGGACGACAUGUGAGUAAAGUGUUGUCCCAGAUUAGUCUGUUCAGUCAGUAGUACGACAUGUGAGUAAAAUGUUGUCACAGAUUAGUCUGUCCAGUCAGCGAGACGAUAUGUGAGUAAAGUGUUGUCCCAGAUUAGUCUGUUCAGUCAGCAGGACGACAUGUGAGUAAAGUGUUGUUCCAGAAUAGUCUGUUCAGUCAGCGGGACGACAUGUGAGUAAAGUGUUGUUCCAGAUUAGUCUAUCCAGUCAGCAGGACGACAUGUGAGUAAAGUGUUGUUCCAGAUUAGUCUAUCCAGUCAGCAGGACGACAUGUGAGUAAAGUGUUGUCCCAGAUAAGUCUGUUCAGUCAGCAGGACGACAUUUGAGUAAAGUGUUGUCCAAGAUUAGUCUGUUCAGUGAGCAGGACGACAUGUGAGUAAAGUGUUCUCCCAGAUUAGUCUGUCCAGUCAGCAGGACGACAUAUGAGUAAAGUGUUGUCACAGAUUAGUCUGUUCAGUCAGCAGGAUGACAUGUGAGUAAAGUGUUGUCCCAGAUUAGUAUGUUCAGUCAGCAGGACGACAUGUGAGUGAAGUGUUUUCCCAGAUUAGUCUGUUCAGUCAACAGGACGACAUGUGAGUAAAGUGUUGUCCCAGAUUAGUCUGUUCAGUCAGCGGGACGACAUGUGAGUAAAGUGUUGUCCUAGAUUAGUCUGUUCAGUCAGCAGGACGACAUGUGAGUAAAGUGUUGUCCUAGAUUAGUCUGUUCAGUCGACAGGACGACAUGUGAGUAAAGUGUUGUCCCAGAUUAGUCUGUUCAGUCAGCAGGACGACAUGUGAGUAAAGUAUUGUCCCAGAUUAGUCUGUUCAGUCAGCAGGACGACAUGUGAGUAAAGUGUUGUCCCAGAUUAGUCUGUUCAGUCAGCAGGACGACAUGUGAGUAAAGUGUUGUCACAUAUUAGUUUGUUCAGUCAGCAGGACGACAUGUGAGUAAAGUGUUGUCCCAGAUUAGUCUGUUCAGUCAGCAGGACGACAUGUGAGUAAAGUGUUGGCACAGAUUAGUCUGUUCAGUCAGCAGGACGACAUGUGAGUAAAGUGGUGUCCCAGAUUAUUAUGUUCAGUCAGCAGGACGACAUGUGAGUAAAGUGUUGUCCCAGAUUAGUCUGUUCAGUCAGAAGGAUAACAUGUGAGUAAAGUGUUGUCCCAGAUUAGUCUGUUCAGUCAGCAGGACGACAUGUAAGUAAAGUGUUGUCCCAGAUUAGUCUGUUCAGUCAGCAGGACGACAUGUGAGUAAAGUGUUGUCACAGAUUAGUCUGUUCAGUUAGCAGGACGACAUGUGAGUAAAGUGUUUUCCCAGAUUAGUAUGUUCAGUCAGCAGGACGACAUGUGAGUAAAGUGUUGUCCCAAAUUAGUCUGUUCAGUCAGCAGGACGACAUGUGAGUAAAGUGUUGUCCCAGAUUAGUCUGUUCAAUCAGCAGGACGACAUGUGAGUAAAGUGUUGUCACAGAUUAGUCUGUUCAGUCAGCAGGACGACAUGUGAGUAAAGUGUUGUCCCAGAUUAGUCUGUUCAGUCAGCAGGACGACAUGUGAGUAUAGUGCUGUCCCAGAUUAGUCUGUUCAGUCAGCAGGACGACAUGUGAGUAAAGUGUUGUCCCAGAUUAGUCUGUUCAGUCAGCAGGACGACAUGUGAGUAAAGUGUUGUCCCAGAUUAGUCUGUUCAGUCAUCAGGACAACAUUUAUCACCAAACAGGAUUUUUGCUAAGAAGAGACUUCCAUAAAACGUUUAAUACCCUUGAAGCGAUUGUCGUCCCUGAUUAGCCUAUGCGGACUUCACAGGCUAACAUGGGGCGACACUUUACGCACAUGCAUUAAGCCCCGUUUUACAGAGCAAGGCUCAAAUGUAAGUGUAAAGAUCUCUGUACAGUAAUAAUACAGGUUGCUAGGUGUAUUGUGGAUUUUGAAAACGUUUUAUUGCUUUGUUGUUUGUAAUGAUCUGAAAUUAUUGUAUUCUUUCAACCUGGAAUUACUACAAGUGUAUGCAGGCUGUCAUCGUAUAUCAUUUAAGCCGCUUCAAGCAAAAAAAACGGUAAUGUGCCAUAUGCUGCCAGCGUAGUUCCAGACCAGACAGCGCAUUUGCAAAGUCUGGUCAGGAAUUACCCCUGUUGGUUAUAAAGUCAGGGAAGAUUUCGCUGUCGCUUUAGCAGACAGGGUAUCAUUCUGGUCUAGAUUUUUAUGUCUUUAAAAAUGUAUAUAUAUUCCAGUAUUGUAUCUAGGUAAAGUACUACUCCGCUCUGUAAUACACAUUCAUGUAAUUCCAUUACAAUGUAGCAAAACACUCUGUAGUUUCAUGUUUUAUUUUUCAGAUCGUUUUAGUAUUAUGUCUUACUUAUAUUUUGCUUUUGUUCUAGUGUAUAUACAUUCUUUGAGUUUUUAAAGUAUCACUAUUGUAAAACAUCAAAUUUCAUGUUUAAUUUUGCAGGUCCUUUUAGUAUUAAUGUCUUACUUAUAUUUUGCUUUUGUUCUAGUGUAUAUACAUUCUUUGAGUUUUCAAAGUAUCACUAUUGUAAAACAUAAAAUUUCAUGUUUAAUUUUGCAGGUCAUUUUAGUAUUAUAUCUUACUUAUAUUUUGCUUUGUACCAGGGUAUGUUCAAUCUUUGAGUUUGCGUAGUUUGAAUAUUGUAAUAGUUAAGAAAAUCUGAUGUUAAUAAUUUUAUUUAUAUAAUUCUAUAAUAAUCAAACCAAAUUAUGGUAUGUGGUGUUAUUGAUAACAAUUUCCGUUUAGCAAAGGCUCUGUCUUUAACAUACGAUUAGUAGUACGUUUGCUGAGUUUAAAUAUUUUGUUAGAAAACGUUUAACUAGUUGUUAAACUUGAGCUUUUAUACUCAUUGUAAUGAUAUUUGAAUAAUAUUUAUGACACCAAUAAAAUAUUUCAACAGAUAACAAACACAUUGCGGGAUUUGUGGGUUAUAUAUACCUUUGAUCUUUUUAAAUAACAAGGUCAAGGUUGUGAUAGUUGAACAUGGUACUGCGUGCGCGUAUGGAUUUAUGAUUAAAGAAUGUAUGGAUUCAGCUAAAGAUUGGUUGGGGGGGGGGGGGCAUGUCCCAUCUUUUUAAAAUGUGUCUCAGCAUAUGUUCGUGUCAUUUUUCUUGUAAAUACAGAACACUAAACAGGUUUUUUAUUUACUAUUGACAAUUUUAUCGAGUUUCAUCCAAUAUUAAAUAAUAUUUACCAUCCGACAAUUGUUUACGUAUUUUCCAAUCUUCAUUUGUUUUAAUCUGGCAAAAUCCCGACCUAAGUAUUUAAACUAUUGAGAUAACAUAACUGUGUAUUCAGUGCUCCUCAGUCAAGAAAAAGUCCAAAGCUUUGGUGCUUACCUACUUAUUAUCGAUUUAACCCUAACCGCAUUAAAGUUCAUUCAUACUUUUUGACGCUGUACUAUUUUAAGACUUGUUUCAAAACCAAGAAGUGGACUUGUAUGUGUAUUUUUUUUGUAUUUUGCGUAUAAUAAAGAGUACCCAGUAUUUUUUUUAUGCGUAUUUAAAAAAUGCAAUACUAAAUACCCUUUUUUCGUUAGAUGUAUGCCUCUUUUUUUUCUUAUUUUUUACAAAGAAUGACAGUCAAAAUAUUAUUUUUAUUAUUUGGAUAGCAGCUCACAAUUGUGAUUUUGUUUGGAAUUCUCUUAAACCUUUUCAAGCUGUCUUGAUUUAAACGUUGAUAUUAUGUCUACUCCGAUGUAAUCGGACUUAGUGAUUUCUUUUUAGAAACCUGUAUGUUAUAAGUAAUACAUACCUUAAUAAAGCGACGCAUCAUUGUACGUGUUUCUUUAAAAUAUCCAAAUAAGUGGCAGCAUAAUUUUAAGUUGACCUCAUGUUAAAAAAGCAUUUAUGUAUGUUUUGUUUUACUCAUGUGUGGGCUUGAAAAUAAACCGUCAAUAAAAGGGCAAUGGCUUAAUGUAGUUAUAAACGUGUUCCAGUCGAUUUCGCACAUAUGCAAGUCUUUUGCUUUUAUUUGAUAAAGUAAUGUAAAACCAAAUGUUGUAUUUUGUAAUUUAAAAAAAAGUUUCAAUAUGUUUUCUAUUGAGUUUUACGUAUUUAAUUGUCACUCAGUACAAUCCUUUUUUGUAUUUAUCCUUUCUAUAUAAGAAUAUGCUUGGUACGAAUUGAAUUCACAAUAUUUUUUAAUGUAGAUUCCAAUUAAUGGAUAUACCACAUAGUUGCUAUUUAAGCGAUUUCAAUUCGGGCUAAUAUCCGUAUAAUUUCAUAAAGGGCUUUCUAGUAAAUGUUUGCUGGGUUGACGCAAUAAUGUACAAACAGAGAAAAACAGCAUGCAAUAAUUGUUCUAAAAACGAAGUUUGAUAUCUGGAUUGCGAAUACUAUGCUUUCUUCAAGUGUACCAAAUACAAUGAAAUACAAUUAAAUUACCUUUAAAGCUGGUAUUCUUCAUGCGAUGCACCGCUAAAUUUGUAUAACUUAAUGAGCUCUAAUGAUGAAACUAUUUUUAAAAAGUUAAGUAUAUAUGUGUAUCAUCUAUUGAAAAGUAUCAAUAACUAAAAUCAACUUUUGAUUUCUUAACACAUCUGUUUUUUGUGUUGUUUUUGUUUGAUGCCAAUCUAAACAAUACCCCGUCAUUGGUGUAUUUAUCUUACGACUGAAUAUAUUUCCAUGCACCCCGAUGCCAGAUUGUAUCUUUGUCUGUUCAAUAUUGGUAAUAGAGAGAAUUUGCCAACUGAGUUUCUUAUUGUUUAUAUUUUCAAUGUUUACAUAAUUUAGUCUAUUGAUAUAUAAUACAUGUAUAAUAUUUAUUUGGUAUUUAUUAAUAUUUUUACUUUGAUAACUUUAUAAUUUAUCUUGCUAUGCGACAACACUCAGGUUGAUCGAAUUAACAGGCACUGAUAAAAACGUGUUUGAAAUAAAGGCUAAUGAGAACAA